Messenger RNA from Penicillium verhagenii, 927 nucleotides. It is a transcript of the gene rex4, whose product is annotated as putative 3'-5' exonuclease. Lineage: Eukaryota; Fungi; Ascomycota; Eurotiomycetes; Eurotiales; Aspergillaceae. Gene Ontology annotation, cellular component: nucleus. The transcript has 2 exons. Gene Ontology annotation, molecular function: 3'-5' exonuclease activity; nucleic acid binding. Gene Ontology annotation, biological process: rRNA processing; ribosomal large subunit assembly. Bases 1 to 927 code for a protein of 308 amino acids. The record is from RefSeq and is a predicted model, not a curated record.
AUGAAUAUGAGCGGCCUCUCCAGCAAUUGGAAGAAGCUGCAGGCGACACUGAAGAAGGACAGCCCAUCUACCACCACAUCAAGCACAAAACGCAAAGCUGCAGACCGUGACUCUGGAUCUGGUCCCAUAAAGAAGCACAAGUUUACCGACAAAAAACAGACGAAACAGGCACCAAGUGCCUACAAUCUACAAAGAAUGAGUGACGCAUCCAAAAAAGCCGAAAGUGGCGACUCGGCUCCUAUUCUACGAAGAAAAUCCAGUGCGGGAUUCUCCGCGCAGCCUGCAGCUGAUGCUAAGAGUACCACGGUGAAUGAGGGUCGCUCGAAAACCGCCGAACUCGGAAAAUUCAUCGCCAUGGAUUGCGAGAUGGUUGGCGUAGGCCCAAACCCCGACCACGACUCCGUUCUUGCGCGCGUCAGUAUCGUCAACUUCAACGGCGACCAGAUCUACGAUUCAUACGUACGCCCCAAGGAGAUGGUAACAGAUUGGCGCACUCACGUCAGUGGAAUUGCCCCGAAGCACAUGGUGGAGGCACGAUCUCUCGAAGGAGUACAGAAGGAAGUUGCCGAGAUUAUGGAUGGUCGCAUCCUAGUUGGUCACGCCGUGAGCAACGAUCUGGAUGCUUUGCUACUCGGUCACCCCAAGCGCGAUAUUCGAGACACCAGCAAACACCCUGAGUACCGGAAGAUUGCUGGUGGUGGCUCGCCGCGACUGAAGAUCCUGGCGGAGCAUUACCUUGGUUUGAAGAUCCAGGAUGGUGCGCACUCUUCGGUAGAAGAUGCGCGGGCGACUAUGGCGUUGUAUCGACGGGAGAAGGACUCGUUUGAGCGGGAACACUUGAAGAAGUGGCCUGUUCGGACUCCUGUGGAGGGAAAGGAUAAGGGAGACAAGAAAAAGAAGAAGAAGAAGACUACUCGCAAGCGGUGA